Messenger RNA from Perca flavescens (yellow perch), 1229 nucleotides. RefSeq names its product SLAM family member 9. Bases 185 to 940 code for a protein of 251 amino acids. The record is from RefSeq and is a predicted model, not a curated record. The transcript is spliced from 2 exons. Gene Ontology annotation, cellular component: membrane. NCBI's taxonomy places the organism in Eukaryota, Metazoa, Chordata, Actinopteri, Perciformes, Percidae.
AUAAAAAUCUUUCGUGUUCAAGCCUUCAAGCGGGUUCAGGUCUCGAUGUUAUUCAGUAAUUUUUUAAUACAUUUUAAGUUAUCCUUUUAACCCGGUGUUCCCUGUAUAUGGGUUGAGGUGCGAGCUAAAAACCGACGUUUUUGUUAGGUCGAUAUUCUUCCUCUCGUGUGUUGAUCUGGGAACCAUGGAGAAGCUGACCGGGUGUUGGCUGCUGAUGGCGGCGCUGAACUUCGCUCUAGCCCGGGACAUCCCGACAUACUUCAGGGAUGGCGGGGUGCUAACGAUGGACGUGGGGUCUACUUCUUCUGAACGUCUCUACAACAUCCUGUGGAAGAUUAACGGUGACCUGUUGGCUGAGUGGAUCAAAGAUCAAGUCACAGGUGAAGAUUUAGUACCUUUGACUUAUUACAGAUCCUUUAGAGGACGCACAACCCUGGAUGUAACCACUGGACGUUUGGUAAUCAACAACAUGGCUAAAGCUGACAUGGGGGUGUAUUCAGUGGAAGUCAACAACAAGGUCCAGAAUGAGAAAUAUAACGCUGUAUUGAUCAAAGUAGUCCCCCAGCCUGCGGUAUGGAUCAGACCGUUGACAUGUUCCCCCGCUUCGGACAAUUGUACGCUGAUCUGUGACGGGAACAUCAAAGACGCUGGACCGGUCACCUACAGCUGGAAGAUGGGAGACGGAGAGUGGAAGGAGUCGGUAAAGGACUUGGACAUCACCAAGAGUGGGACAUCAGAUGUGAAGACCUUCACCUGCCGGAUACAGAACCCAGUCAGCGUGAGAGACAGUGAACCCAAACAUAAUCCGCUUUUAAAGGAGGCAGCAGAAAGCUCAGCAGUUGGGUGGAUUGUGGCUGGCGUCAUUGUGACCGUGGUUGGGGCUGGGGUUGCGGCUGCGUUAUGGGGUUUAAAGAAAGGCCCCUUCAAGACCCAAGGCUAAUGCUACAGGUCUGUGACACCACCGUGGGACACACUUUCUCCUUCACACACCACCUUGUCUGUUCCACAUUGUUGCAGGGGGACAUCUUUGAGGAGUACAAGGACACCUUUCCUGAAGAUGAAUCGAGCAGCACCAUGAAAGCAUACCCGAUGCUCAGUGGAAGCAAGCUGAAGACAGUGCUCACGUAUUUCAUGACGUUGUGGUAAUAUCUGAAAUUCUACCAUGGACUCUGUUACUUUUUUUGUGUUGAAAAAAUGCCUUGGUUACCUUGUUUCAAUCCAUUCUAGCG